UUAACAUCUGAAGAAGCAAAGAAUCUAAAACGACGGCAAUGGCGGAGGAGAAGAGCCAAAUCCCUGAUAACAACAAUACCUCAUCGUCGGCGGCGAAGAAAACGACGCCGGAGAUCGGUUCGGGUUCUGGUAAAAGGAUGUCGUAUUAUAAUCCUCCGGAGUCGUUUAAUCCGGAUCAGGCGACGCUGAGGGAGCAGUGGAAGUUCGCGAUUAGGCAGUAUAGCAAAUGGUACUCUCACGCUUGGGGAACUGCGAUUCUCGCCGGAGGAGUCUUCUUCGGACUCGGUUGGAUCAUCAAGGGUUCUAAUCCUCUACCUUCUCUCCAAUCGAGUUCUAAGCAACCUCCUUCUCCAAGCAACGACGAGAAAUGAUUCUGUGUCUGCGUUUUCCUGGUCGUGGUAAGAAGGGCGAGACGCGAGAUGGGUCAUCAUCUACAAUGGCACGUCUUCAUGUACAUUACUAAGAACAUCGAUCGUUAGAAGGAGAGACCGAGAGAGCAGAAAGCAAGAGAUUGUAGAGUAAAAACAAAACAGAUAGAAAAACUUUAGUGUGAGCUUUGUUUGUCUGAUAAUUCCAAGAAUGUAUACAAAUUUGCAGGAAAUUAAUAAAAAUGUUGGUUUUGAAUGAU
Messenger RNA from Capsella rubella, 628 nucleotides. RefSeq lists its product as uncharacterized. The transcript is spliced from 2 exons. Bases 39 to 371 code for a protein of 110 amino acids. NCBI's taxonomy places the organism in Eukaryota, Viridiplantae, Streptophyta, Magnoliopsida, Brassicales, Brassicaceae. The record is from RefSeq and is a predicted model, not a curated record.